Molecule: messenger RNA, 3370 nt
Organism: Cephus cinctus (wheat stem sawfly)
Lineage: Eukaryota; Metazoa; Arthropoda; Insecta; Hymenoptera; Cephidae
Exons: 4
Coding region: 537-3242 (901 amino acids)
Source: RefSeq, a predicted model, not a curated record
CUCUUUACGCGGCCCCCAUCACUGCCGUACGCGUCCAGUAUGGUUAGAGUUCAGUGCUGCAGAUACUUUCCGUGUUCCGUUAUACAAUUUGACUGGCACAUCUCCUCAUUGGAGGAGUCAGCUAUAAGGAAAAGAAGGAAGGUUAUACAAUUUGAACAGUACAACUGAUAAAAACGGAACGGUCGCACGUAUACAGUAAUGAUGUCAUUUACACCGUACUGAAAGCUUAUAUCGGAACACAGGGACAGUAUCGUGUGGCAGACAGUGGCAGACGACAGACUUUUGUAUGGUUGUCACUUUGGAGUGCUCUGUGUAGUAUUUCAUUCAAUUUCAAGAAUUUUUGCUUCAUUUUCCUGUAUAUUUGUUUACGGCUUAGUUAGCUAAGAGCAAUACGAAUCGGAUAGUCAAUGUAAUAUAGUGCAGUCUUGCAGACUACUCAAGGAUAUCAAUCGGAAGGGUUAUGAGGUUCCAUUAUCGAAUAAUUACAUGUUUACGGUAUUUUUCUAUUGCUAUUCAUAAAACCGCUACAUUUCAGUAUGGCCGAGAAAUGUAAGGAAUGUGGAUGCAUGUGCACUCAAUGUUCUCCGAUAGUACAAGAUCACAGCGAUAUACAUUUACAUGUUGAAAUAGAACACUUGAGACAGCGCCUCAUGGAAAGAGAUAGUCACAUUGUUACAAUGGAGACACAAUUCUUAAACGAGGCUGAUAAAUUUCCUAAUGGAGAGAUGGCAUCCAUAAGGGAAGAGAUAUUAGCUUGGCAGGACAAAUAUUCUAGACUACUCGAAGCUCACAAGAGGGUACAGAAGGUUAACCAAAAUCUUGAGGACAAGCUGUUAAGAAUAGUCGAUAAGUGCGAGACUGAGAAGGGUGCCUUUGCUAAGGACAUAGCAACUCUGUCCCAUAGACUUGCUGAUGCCAAUUAUACAAUACAUCGUUUAACACAAGAUAAUGAAAAGUACAGGAACGAUGUAAAUUUGGCUAUUCAACUGUUGCAGUGUAAGCCAUCUAAUUUUGUAGGUCAGAAGUAUGACACGUUACCAUUGGAAGUUCAGGCCAAGGUGCGAACUUAUGUUGCACAAAAGCGACGAUCCAGCGAGGUGACUGCGCCUGAUGUUAAGAGCAUUACUGUACCAAUUUCGACAUUUCCUCCAACAGCUAUGGUAUAUAACGUUGCUAAGGCAAACAUCGAUAAAGAUAGCGACGAGGACAACGACAGCGACGAGUCAAAAUCUCCUGUGGACCUUGUAUCGGCCUCCAUCAUGGCCAAGGUACUGAAGGAUCGCGAGAGAGAGAGAGUUUUGGCCAAGCACUGCGAUACCUGUUCCUGCCACAAAAGUAUUUUAACGGCCGAUUCGGCAGUGCAGACCACCGACUCGUCUGAUAUUUGUAUUUGUAAGAAAUGGAGAAUGAAAGACGUCUGCAACGUUCAAACUGCUACUGGGAUGAACGAUAAUGUGGGACGAACUGUUGAAAGUAAGGAUAAUUUUAUUAAAUAUGACCGUACGUCAUUAAAAAAUUAUGAACGUAGUGAUAAUUUCACUAGACAACCUAUUUUUCAAGAAACCAAUGAUAAUACUGUUAAUAAUAGUAAAGGUAACGUUUUAUGUAAUAACAAUGAGAAUAUCAAGCAUAGUAACUUUCAGUGUGUGAAUGAGAAAGUAGGCACUAAACACAAAAUGAAUAAUAUCACAAACAUCAAAUCCAGGGGUCAUGGAAAUCAAAUAAAUUCAGCAUGCCAGCACACAGGUUCAAACACAAAGGAGUCCACCAGUACAAAAUUGUCUAUCCGACAUCAGAACUCUUGCAAAAAUCAAAAUGAUACAAAUGAACAGGCACCAUCCCAAGCUGUUGGCAAUCAGCCUGGUCUAAACAAGACAAGGCAGCUAAAAUUACUAGCUAAAAAAGUUGACGCUCAAGUUGGAUUAAAACCCAAAGACAGUAACUGGAGCAAGAUCGGGAAAAAUAAUUGGCAACAAAGUAUUGAUGUCGAUACAAACAACUCAGAUAACAACCUCAUGCGAAAGGAGGAGUUAAGUCGAAUAAAUAUGAUAAACGACAGACUCUGGAAAAACGAAUGGUGGAUGAAAUCAAAGAACAAAGUAGGGUCAUUUAGUACAACAAUGCCAGAACGACCAUUGCGAACGAAUCAUGAAACUCAAAUCGACGUCAUCAAUGACAGAGUUUGGAAGAACGAUAGCUCACGUGGUCACAGUGGUAAACCAUUUCAAGUAACUUCGAUAGAGGUUAUGAACGCAAUUGACUAUACUGGAACGAAUCAAAAUGAUUUAAGACAAACCGUCAAAGCUGCAAGUCCAAGUUUCAGUAGCGACAGCAUUGUUAUUUCAACCUCAGAUCCACCAAGUAGUUCUAGCGCUCCUAUUUGCUCGGGUAACGAGAAGCAAUCACAUUGUAGCAAUAAUUUAGAUUCAAAUUGCCAGGAUCGUCGCGUUACUGGGCCAAGAAAUUGUCUCGUGAGAGUCACGCCAGGUUCAAAAAAUAUUCUUCUAGAUAAUGCAGGACAUUUUCAUACUGUGCUCUACACCAGUAGUUCGAAUAGGCCAAACACAGCUCUGGUACACACGGGUAAAUCAGUGCGAUCAGCCAGGUCGGCUUCAACCAGUAGCGAAGAGAAUUCGCCAAUAUUACCCCAGGAUAACGAGCAACUUCAAAGAGUCGCUGAAUGGGUCCGUUCUUUUGCACCCGUUGAAAAUUCAUUGUCGAAUUAUAAUACAUCCAAGAAAAUAUCAGAGUUCUUACCUUGUACGACUCCGAAUGAUAAGGCAUAUAUUUUUCAUAUAAACGCAUGCGUCAACUAUGAGGACAAGGCACGCAUGCAAAAGGUAUAUACUGCUCCAGAUUCCGCUGAUACAAAUUCAAUGAACCGCAUGGAUAUUUCUCACAGGCAUGAAUCAUCCAAUAAAUAUUGCAAUAAGGAGAUCGAUUUGAAAGGUCAGAACGAUGAAGAUCUUAUCACAUUUGAUUUAUCAACCGAUGCCAAAGUCCCUAAUCAGAAGCAAAAUGAUCAAAGGGCUAAUUCUUCGCCUCAGGUCGAUUAUGAAAUCAAAGUGACUCGGGAAAUGGAAGAAACUUAUUUGAAGUUAGCGGCGAGCUUAGAUCCAGUAGCUUUACGUUUUUCAAGUUCAUCAAGCACUAAUUUAACUAUUAAAAAGUACAGAAAUGAUCACAAACGCCUUAACGUGCAAAAAGGUCAAGACAAACCGGACUCGCCCGCGACCACAUAACGCAAUUCCGAUUUGUCAUGCUCGCAAUAUGAGCGAGCGAUUCCUUUAAGAAAAGAGUUAUUUUUUUAUCUAUUAUAAAGUAAAAGAGCAGUAUUGAAAACGUGAGAGAGAGAGAGAGAGAGAGAUAU